Molecule: messenger RNA, 777 nt
Organism: Mangifera indica (mango)
Lineage: Eukaryota; Viridiplantae; Streptophyta; Magnoliopsida; Sapindales; Anacardiaceae
Product: BTB/POZ domain-containing protein At3g56230-like
Molecular function (GO): protein binding
Source: RefSeq, a predicted model, not a curated record
UUCACAAUCUAAUCCUCAUCUUUCUAUUCAUAAUAAUCUCCAAGGUCACAUGAUUAAAGGCUGGUUUGGUCAUUUCCUUUAUAUUAAAAUAUGCCCACCUUACCUUACAUGCAAUCAUCAUGGUUGCUUUGCUAACUUAAUUAACAACUGAUACAAUUAAUAACAAGCUUAAAGUAUUAUUAGCAAUCAAGGCAAAGUCAAUAGUUUUUUUUAUAUUGAGUUCUUCAGAAGAAGAACCAAUCUCUCCUUCUUCUUCUUGUUCAUAGUUUUGUGUAGAAAUGGAUUGCUCUAUUUGCAGCUCCAUGCCAUUUAUGUUACGGCCGCCGAGGAAUACCAUAUGUGGAGCUUGCUAUGAGGGAGCUAAAAGCGUAAUCACAUUGAUGAACAAGAUCGAAGGUGAUCAUAGUAAAGCAGCUACUGAUAAAUCCAGUAAUUCUAUGGUUUCUUCACCAAAUUCUUGCAAGGCUCAGCCACUAGCAAACCUUCUAAAAAUGGUGAACAGCAUGAAAGAAGUAGAAGUGGAGUUGAACAAGAAAUUAAAUUUUCUUUGUGGGUUUGUCACUGCAUUCAGAGAACAAAUUCACACGGAUAUACAUCUCAAGCCUGGCAAUAAUGGACCUCCCAUUCCUGCACAUAGAGCUUUACUGGCAGCAAGAUCAGAGAUCUUCAAAAACAUGCUAGAUUCAGAUGGCUGCAAGGCUCCACCAAGUGAUGACACCAUUACACUCCCAGAGUUGAACCACGAUGAGCUUGAAUCUCUUCUUGAAUUCCUCUACA